Vicia villosa (hairy vetch) is the source of this 648-nucleotide messenger RNA. RefSeq lists its product as uncharacterized. The coding region runs from base 193 to 528 and encodes 111 amino acids. The transcript has 2 exons. The record is from RefSeq and is a predicted model, not a curated record. Lineage: Eukaryota; Viridiplantae; Streptophyta; Magnoliopsida; Fabales; Fabaceae.
UCUCUCAACUGUGUGCGACGGCGCCGGGGUCUCUUACGAAUCGACGGUGACAACGCGACGGUGGAGGGCUCAUCUUCUCCGAUCAGAGCUCUUCUCACUCUCUUCGUCUUCGACUCAAUCUCCUUGCUCACUUUUCCGAAUCAAAUUCUUUGUGGCUCUCGUUUCAAGUUCAGUGUCGUGAUUGUGUCGACCAUGCGAGAUUUGGAGCGAGCGUUGUUGUUUGUGAUGAUGACGACGUUGAAGAUUGAAUGUGCAGUGGUGUUGUUGACGCAAGAAACGCAGAUGGAAUCUCCCGAAGGUUGGGAAUUACGCAGCGCUUUUGAAGGCGGUGAAGAUGAUGAUGAAAGCCGGACGAAGUUGUUUGCAAAGGUGAUGUUGGAGCGAUGUGAUUCGAUGACAUCCGCAACGAGAGAUUCAAGUUGGACAUCUUUGAUGCAAAACAAGAUAGAUGCACAAUAUUAUAAGCAGUUUGAUGGUGGCAGGGACGUGACAAGGUCAAAAUGCAUCGCAUGGCAAGAAGAAGGUUGACGUUGACCCAAAAGUCAGCUGUCGAUUAAAGUCAUCCUCAUGUAAAUCAUAAAGGUUUCUCCUUUUUUGUGUAUUCUUCAAUGUAAUUUCACUUCUUGUAAUGGAUUCUUGAAUUUUGUA